UGCCUUUUUUCUACUACUAUAUUUCUCCCAUCAUCACUUUCAUUACUAUUCUCUUUUCCCCUGUUCGAAUCCCAAUUGCUGCCUUUUCUCUUUUAUUUCUUUAUCACUCAUCAAUACCUUCUACUCUUCCACUGUUCGAACCCUCUCUCAUGUCUUUUUUCUAUUACUAUAUUUCUCCCACUAUCUCACUACUCAUCAACUUCUUCUACUUCUUUUCAUUACUCCCUUCUCUUACUCUCCUCUAUUCCUCUUUUCUAUUCUCUUUAUCCUAAUAUCUUCUUUUCUCUAUCUCUCCAAAACUAA
This is a messenger RNA of Arxiozyma heterogenica, 303 nucleotides long. RefSeq lists its product as uncharacterized. The record is from RefSeq and is a predicted model, not a curated record. The transcript has a single exon. Lineage: Eukaryota; Fungi; Ascomycota; Saccharomycetes; Saccharomycetales; Saccharomycetaceae. The annotation marks the transcript as partial.